This is a messenger RNA of Heteronotia binoei (common prickly gecko), 4201 nucleotides long. RefSeq lists its product as uncharacterized. Lineage: Eukaryota; Metazoa; Chordata; Lepidosauria; Squamata; Gekkonidae. The transcript is spliced from 6 exons. The coding region runs from base 470 to 1852 and encodes 460 amino acids. The record is from RefSeq and is a predicted model, not a curated record.
GUUAAUCACAUUGCAGUGUUUGGAUGCAAAACCUGUACCUUCAUUUCCAGCACUACAUUCUCAAAGCUGGGCAAUAGAGCUACAGAAAGAAUAUUAGUGGGUUACAGUCAUCGCUGUAAUGGAUACAGAAUAUCCCAAAAGACAGAAAUUUGCCAGUGAUGGGUCAUGAACCACUAUCUCGGCAUCGAUGGGGUGAAAACUGAGAAAGAUGCUUCUUUCUGCCGCUGCUAAAAAGACCAGUUACUGUUUUGUAGCUCCCCUCCGCUCCGCCUGAAUAUUACUGUGUGAAGAUGUAGCAACCGGGACCCAAGUACUGGCGAAAUUUGAUAUUGUUUCCUUUUAACAUCUCUCAAAGAUAAUACCGCCAUCUUUGUUGAGGGAACCAAAUCUGCGCCGAACUCCCCUUUCCAGAGAUAGGGCAAGUUCAUCGCAGCCGCCAUUUUGAGACGGGAACGAGGUUGCAGAAGCGAUGGAAAUGAGCCGUGCUUCCUGCCAGGGAUCCCAUGAAGCGGAGCGGGGUUCUGCUGCCCACUGCGGGCCACAGUUGGAGGUGCCCACCAAUCCGGCUCCGAACAGCGGCAGGAAGGAGCAGAGGAGACGGUGCUUGCAGCUGGCCCACGAAGCCCCUGCAGACACCCCCUCUGACCUUGUCCUGGCAGCAGGAAAUCCCAGCCAGUCACCCGGCGAGGGCAGCUCUCUGUUGGCGGCGUUACAUGACCACAAUGCCUACUGUGUGCCUGAGGAAGCGGCCUCCUUGAAGAGGAUUGUGAUCCGAUCCAAAGAGACGGUGCAUCACCAGAGCGAGCUCCUCCAUAGCCUGGAGGGGGAGCUAGAAGCCAGCCGGAAAGAGUGCCAAGCACUACAGAAGAAGGCAGCUGAGGAGAACUGGACCCUUCUUUCCAAGCUUGGAGAGCGCGUCUCCCAACUUGAAGCAGAGAACAGGAACCUGCGCUGUGAGCGGGACCAGUUGGAGUCCACAAUGCAACGCUUCCGCAAGGAGUUGGACGCCAGUGGUGCCACAGUCCUCUCCCUGAGCAGGCAGCUGCGAGGGCAGCAGGAAGCUCAGGCCUACCAUGGGGCCUUUUCCCUGGAGACGGUGAAGGGGAACAGCAAGUGGCUGAGGUUCUAUACAGGCUUCGACAAAUACUCACGCUUCGCGGCCUUCCUGGACUUCCUCCUGGAUGGCAACGAACAAAGGCAGGAGGAGAGUCCGGAGCACAGGUGUCACAGCGCCCUCAGUCCCGACAACCAGGUCUUUCUGGUACUCGUCCGGCUGCGGCUGGGGCUGCUCCUCCAAGACCUGGCCUUCCGAUUCCACAUCUCUGAGUCCACAGCCUCCCGCUACUGGCUCAGCUGGACAGAAUUCAUGGAGCGGAAGCUGAAGCAGAUUCCAGUGGCUUGUAGCCAUCGCUACGUAGAGGCCUUCAAGCCCCAGAGGCCGAUCUGCCAUCGGGAUGUGCCCUUGGUGGCCCUGGAUUGUACCCAACUUUUGUUUGAGGCCCAGGGAAGGACGAGGAGGAAAGGAGAUACCCACUGGGGUCCCAGGAGCCGCUACUCAAUCCCUGGCUAUGCUGUGGCUGCACCUAACAGCUAUCUGACCUUCGGUUCAGGAGCUGAGGAGGAGCUGGCAUCGCUGCCCGUGUUCCUGCAGGCAGGCUCCGUGGAGCUGUCAGCCCAGCAGGAGGCAGCCAAAAGGCAGGUGCUGAGCUUCCGCAGCCUGACAGACAAAGCCCUCAGCUUCCGCUUCCUGCGCGUCAUUCACCCCCAGAACAUGGAGGGCCAAGUGGGCAGGGCCUGGACCAUUGCCUGCUACCUCGCCUGCCUGCUGCACGAGCCCAUGGGGCUAGCCUAAGGCAAGGAGACCUGCUUCCCAUGUGCAACUGCUUUCUGCUGAGUGUUGCUGAGAUGGCCUCCUGCCAUAAUGAACCUCCUCACUGUUGUGACACCUUCUCAUGCUGCUGCUUUUCUUGACGCAUAUGAACAGGAACCUGACAGCUCACCAGCAAACUCAUGAAAUCCCUUUGAGGAUGCCCAGUGGGGCCAUGCUUUCUUCUCUGCUCCUUACUGUGUAAGCCACUGGGGUCAGCAUAAACAGGCCAGGAAUGCUGGCUCCUUUCCUCAGAAUAGCUGUAUUCACCACCUCCUUUUGCCCUACAGCAGGCUUCUUUUCAGCCAGGCAGUGAUACAAGAGUCAUCUUUCACACUGUCUGUCCCUUGGCACUCUCUAAAACAGGGGUCCUCAAACUACGGCCCGCGGGCCAGAUGCGGCCCGCUGAGGAUGUUUAUGCGGCCCGCCGGGUUAUGGCAAAAUCAGACCGGAAGUGACGUUCGACCUAAACUCGCGUUAGCAACGCACACUUCUGGCACUGGGCUGAGGCGGCGGAGACAGAGUGUGAGGUGAUACCGAGGUGAGGUGAGUUCCCAGGCCGGGGUGUGUGGUGUGGGGAAGGGAGAGAGAUGCAGAAGACGGAGAACUGACGGCCCGCAGCCUUGUACAGUAACGGCAGUCCGGCCCUCCAACAGUCUGAGGGACAGUGAACUGGCCCCCUAUUUAAAAAGUUUGAGGACCCCUGCUCUAAAAUCUGUGGCUGACAAUCACUGCUCUCAAAAGAUAGGAAGACUUCUCUGGGGUGAAUUUCACCAGCUUUAGCAUUUGCUUCCCCACUUAAGUACCAACAUCUUUCCUUCCCUGUUUUUGCUCACAGCCCCUCCUCUGAGUUCCUACACUGAAAAUUGACUCAGGAUUUCUUACCCACCUUAUGUUUCCUUUGGCUGUCAGCCCAGAGCUCUUUGGGCAAGAUAAAGACAGUGGGUGGAUGUGGGAGAGGCCUUCUCAGUAACUACCAAGUUCACACCAAAUGCUCACACAUGAACACCUGGGAACUGAACUUUGCUGACCCGCAACCUUCCUCUCAAAUAACACAACAACAGGGUGUUAACAGUGGGAUUUAAUGUCACACAAUAUGCACCAAACUCCUUUGGAAAGUAGGGUUAGUUUUUGUAGCCUCGACUGGCACGGCGACCUCGAGCCCGUUCAAACUUGCGGCCCUUGGACUGAAUGUAUGGCCUGGAGAGAUACAAACAAAUGAGAACAGUCAGUGACACAAAGAGGGACCCUCCUGCGGAAUGGAGGGGAAGAAGGAGAAGACAAGCAGAGACCUGUGCAGCAGCUCCCCUCCGUCCAAGAGAAUCCAGAAGUACUUGGUUCCCUGCUAGUCUGACACUGAGAAUUUUAGUACUUCUUAGAGCCAAGUGUUCAGAUUUUGCUCCUCCCUCUUUUCCAAAUCCCCAGCAAUGAAACAUCUGCUGUAGUCUGAAAACUUGCCAGGAGCGGUUAUCAAAACCUAAACCCAGCUUGCAAAUCCAGGCAACAGCAGUGGAUGGUGGCCAUGGCUACGGUAAUUUUAGUCUGCCAAAUCAAGACUCUUCAUGAGGUGGGAUGUGUGAGAAGUUCUAAUCCGCAAAAUGACACCAAACCACCCACUUUAGCUCUAGUCCUUUCUGUUAAUGUUAAGCAGCUCACUCUCUUUAUAUAAUAAAGAGACACAAAAGAAGAAAAGUUGAUUUUAUACCCGUCCUUUGCUGCCUGAAGGAGUUUCAGAGGGGCUUACAAUCACCUUCCCUUCCUGGGGCUGAGAGAAUUGACUGACCCAAGGUCACCCAGCUGGCUUCAUGUGGGAGAGUGGGGAAUCAAACCCGGUUCUCCAGAUUAGAGUCCACUACAGCAACCUGGCUCUCAGAACAGAUGUACAGGAACAACAUACAGUUAGAACUCAAAAGUGUUUGUGUUAUAUCAAGAAUUAGGUAUUUCCUCUUCCGAAUUGUAGCUGUGCAUCCCUCACUCAGAAACAAAAAAAAUAUUUUUAAUAAACUGAAAAUACAUAAGCAUCCUUUCUGGAACAGUGUUAAAAGAAAUAUAUACGCUUCAGGAUUCAGAAUCACCCACUUUCUACAUUCCUUAGCUGCCACACCGUGGUUUUUUCCGUACGUACUGUGUGCCUUCCCUGCCUUAAACCAGAUGGGUAAUGCUGUUUAAAUCCAACUCAAGUUUAAAGAAAAUUUUUGUCUUUAUUUGUCAAUUUGCAUUGUUUUAGUUAACUGAUGGAUUUUUAUGAUACCCUUUCCAUCUUAUAUUUGCUGCUGGCCACCUUGGGCAUUGUGAACCAAUUUUUUUUCUAAAUAAAAUGUGAUGAGAUCAUAA